This is a messenger RNA of Gracilinanus agilis (Agile Gracile Mouse Opossum), 465 nucleotides long. RefSeq names its product RecQ mediated genome instability 2 (gene RMI2). Lineage: Eukaryota; Metazoa; Chordata; Mammalia; Didelphimorphia; Didelphidae. The record is from RefSeq and is a predicted model, not a curated record. The transcript is spliced from 2 exons. Gene Ontology annotation, biological process: DNA repair; negative regulation of double-strand break repair via homologous recombination; regulation of sister chromatid segregation. Bases 1 to 465 code for a protein of 154 amino acids. Gene Ontology annotation, cellular component: cytosol; nuclear speck.
AUGGCGUCGGACUCCCCCUCUGCCGGCUCGUGCAGGGUCCGGGGCCCGAGCCCAGCGGUGCGGCUUCCCACGGCGCCUCCGCUGAAGCUGCUGGCUGGGCAGCUGCGGCGCUGUGCCGUAGGCGGGCCCGGAGCCUGGCGGCUGGCCCGGGAGCCGGCAGGCCGAGCCUCGCUGGAGCUGGCGGUCGUGUGGAUGCAGGGCCGGGUGCUGGAGGCGGCAGAACGAAGCGGCUGGGCUCGGCUGCGGGACCCAAGCGGUGUCUUCUUGGUGCAGGGCCUGGAGCGAGUGCCCCAGGGGAAACCCUGUCUGGCCCCAGGAAAAUAUGUGAUGAUAAUGGGAGUCAUUCAGACCUGCAACCCUGAACCUUGUCUUCAAGCUGUGAAGAUGACAGACCUUUCUGAAAACCCUAUACAUGAAAGCAUGUGGGAACUAGAAGUAGAAGAUUUGCACAGGAAUAUUCCCUAG